AUGAGUCUUGCAACGGCACAGCGCCCACAGAAACAUCACGACGAGCGUAACCUCCUCACGGAGGUUGAGUGUGUUUUGCUCGCGCUUUUGUCGCGGAAAUACGGAUUUGUUCUUUCUAAGCCACAAAAGAAGUCGACGACCGCUAAGCAAUUUGUGAAGGUUCGGACGCUAGUAAAAGAGAACGAAGAGUAUGAGUUCGAGCUCCAGAAAUUCAUCAAAGCGCGUACCUAUCAACGUGUCGAGAAAUUACAGAAAGAGGGAUUUCCGUUAAAAACAGCAAGACGCAAAACACAAUCAAUAAAGAGAAGUGAAGCGUUGUAUAUCUUUGAGGACUUACUCCUCGAGUUUGGGUAUAUAGUCUUCUUUGAAAAAAUCAACAGGGAAGGGAUCAAUGGCGACGUGCAAAUAUUUUGUAAUGGGAAGUUUGUGUAUGGCAAGGAUGAUAUCAGAACAAUUGGAAAUAAAGUCAGUGGUUUUUUAACACAACGCCUUGGUAAUGCUCUCUGUGAAAGCGUUGGUGUUGGAGAGUUGUGUCAGUUUUGUUUCUAA
Entamoeba invadens IP1 is the source of this 549-nucleotide messenger RNA. RefSeq lists its product as hypothetical. NCBI's taxonomy places the organism in Eukaryota, Evosea, Mastigamoebida, Endamoebidae. The transcript has a single exon. Bases 1 to 549 code for a protein of 182 amino acids. The record is from RefSeq and is a predicted model, not a curated record.